Thalassophryne amazonica is the source of this 2515-nucleotide messenger RNA. RefSeq names its product phosphatidylinositol 4-kinase type 2 beta (gene pi4k2b). Bases 144 to 1574 code for a protein of 476 amino acids. Gene Ontology annotation, biological process: endosome organization; phosphatidylinositol phosphate biosynthetic process; Golgi organization. Gene Ontology annotation, cellular component: plasma membrane; endosome; lysosomal membrane. Lineage: Eukaryota; Metazoa; Chordata; Actinopteri; Batrachoidiformes; Batrachoididae. The record is from RefSeq and is a predicted model, not a curated record. Gene Ontology annotation, molecular function: 1-phosphatidylinositol 4-kinase activity. The transcript is spliced from 11 exons.
AGAGCCAAAACUCUGAUUAUGUGGAGUUCUUCUGUCUUUUUAUCUUCGCGUGAGAACAACGGGACCUCUGGAGGAAACCUGAGUUCCAGCAGAGGAUUUAAUGUGACUGUGUGAAGGUUUUGUUUGGUUAAAACCUGAGACAGAUGAUGAUUGACGGCAGACUGGACGCCGGAGCCGAACCCGCUGAAGUUCUGCUGGACCGGAGCAGGCUCCGGCUGGGGUUUGUGACGCACCCCGGGGGUGCGGUUCGUAUCUCGGACUCUCGUGAGAGCGUUCUGACCGAGCUGGACACCGACGGUUCCGGUGAAGAGACGCUGCUGUUACCGUGUUUAACCGGAAGCUCCAAGAACCGGCGGACCGGACACAGUUCCUCCUCCGACAAAGACACUUUGGCCUCCCCAGGUGCCAACAGUGGGGACUUCUAUCAUUUCAUUGAAGAUCCAGAGUUUGCAGAUAUUAUCCAGAAGGCGGAACAGGCGAUCGAGAACGGCGUCUUUCCAGAGAGGAUUUCCCAGGGUUCCAGUGGGAGCUACUUUAUCAAAGACCCAAAAGGGAAAAUCAUUGGUGUUUUCAAACCAAAGUCAGAGGAACCGUAUGGUCACCUAAACCCCAAAUGGACCAAAUAUUUUCACAAGUUGUGCUGUCCGUGCUGCUUUGGCAGAGGCUGCUUGGUACCAAACCAGGGUUACCUCUCAGAAGCAGCCGCAUCGCUGGUCGACACCAAGCUUUGUCUUGGAGUGGUGCCGAAAACAAAGGUGGUUUAUUUGGCCAGUGAGACGUUCCACUACAGUGCCAUUGACAGAGCCAAAUCCAGGGGCAAGAAGUAUGCCUUAGAGAAAGUUCCCAGAGUGGGGAGGCGCUUCCACAGAGUGGGCCUGCCACCCAAGGUGGGGUCCUUCCAGCUGUUUGUGGAGGGUUACCGUGAAGCGGAUUAUUGGCUCAGACGCUACGAGGCGGAGCCUCUGCCUGAGAACAUCAGGAAGCAGCUUCAGUCGCAGUUUGAGCGGCUGGUGGUUCUGGACUAUGUUAUCAGAAACACAGAUCGAGGGAAUGACAACUGGUUGAUCAAAUAUGAGAAGCCGGGAGAAGGAGAGGAACAAAAGGAUGCCGAGUGGACGGAAAACAACUCAGACUUCAGCAUCAAGAUUGCAGCGAUAGACAACGGUCUCGCCUUCCCAUUUAAACACCCCGAUGAAUGGAGAGCUUACCCAUUCCACUGGGCGUGGCUACCACAGGCUAAGGUGCCCUUCUCUCAGGAGACCAGAGACCUGGUGCUGCCUCGCAUCUCUGACAUGAACUUUGUCCAAGACCUCUGUGAGGACCUCUACGAGAUGUUCAAGGCUGAUAAAGGUUUUGACAAAACCAUUUUUGAGAAGCAGAUGUCUGUUAUGAGGGGACAGGUGCUGAACCUGACCCAGGCGCUGAAAGAUGGGAAGAGCCCAAUCCAGCUGGUGCAGAUGCCCCGGGUGGUGGUGGAGCGCAGCCGCUCAGGCGGGCAGGGACGCGUGGUCACGCUGGGCAAUGCCUUCACUCAAACCUUCCACUGCAAGCGGCCGUUUUUCUCCUCGUGGUAGUCCGAUGUGACUGAGGAGGAACCUCCAGCUCCUUUUUUUUCCCCCAUCAGGGUGUCAGGAAGAGAGGAAGAUGUCGGGAAUGCCACACUGGAAACUUUCCAUGUGUCACUCUGAAAGGGAAGACCUGGAGAAGGAAUCAUGGAAGAGCAUCUGAGAAACAGGUUUUGAAGGAACUGGGCUUAGAGGGACUAACUGAGACUCGGCGUACGUGUCUUGCAGGUUUUUUGCUGUUGCCAUGGUAACCUGACUGGGUAAUGUGCCUGCUUUUCUACAGAGAUGCUUUUGUUUAUUGUUAGGGCACAGAAGUGAGACCCACCUGGUCUACCUGCUGACACGGUUGGAACUCCAGACCUGCGGUCAGCCUGUCAUUCUGAAGGACGGGGUUUUGUUUUUCUCCCGUUGUGGAAUCGUGUUGAGCACUUGUGCUGCUGGAAAGAUUUGAUGAGUUCACUGCAACUCGGUUAAAGUCAGCUUUCAUGCAGUGUUAGAUUUCUAAAACUCUUCUAUCAAACAAACUUUCACUACUUCCAAAAUCAACUUGUUGAAGGACUUUCAGAAAGCCUCAACAGUAAGUUCAGUCGAAACUCGAACUGAUCAUUUGUGGAAGAAAAAAGAAGAAUCGAGUCAUGUAUGAAUGUAGUCUGUUUACAGAUUCAGGCUCCUGAACAUUUCAGUGCCAGUGGAUUCUGUCAAAGGAGAAUUUUUUUUUUUUUUUUUCCGAUGAUGAAUGUAAUUGUUUAGAAGCUGCUUGCUCGUCCACCGUGUGUCAGAAGACUGUAACUUGCUUGUUCUGCUUUACGAUGCAUCAUAGCAAGAGGAAUAGUGAACAUGGUGGAAAUACGUCCCACCUCCUCAGUGCUGUUUUGUUACGUGUGUAUCCUGAACUUUUUUAAUCAGACCUGAUUGUAUGAGAACGUCUCCGUGUAACAGGUGUGGAAAAA